GCAGAUUCUAAAACUCGACCCGACCCAUUCCGUAUCGCCCCGGAUAACGACCCUGCUGAUCCAACAAAACGCUCCACGUGUCCAUCUUCAACCUCCGUCUCGCGCUCGGUCGGUCGCGCGCUCUCUCUCUCUCUCUCUCUCUCUAAUUCUUUUCAUUUUUUCUCAACGGCUUCCCGUCGACCUCAGCCGAGCGCAGCACUUCGCCGAGACCUUGGACAACCGGUCGACCUUCGAUUCCGUCUAAGCUCGGAGAUCCUCAUGAUCAGUUAAAUUGCCACAAUGGCCUUCUCCCUCUCUCUUCCCCUACCUUCUCCCAAACCUCACGGUCUUCGAUCAUCCAAGCAAAUCCUAGAAUCCCCCGUUCGCCGGCGAUUCCUCGCCGGAGACCUCGACUUCGCCGCCGGCGAGCGGAGAUGCCGCUUCGGCGCCGGGAUUGUCAGGGCCAAGCCCAGGGAACUGGUCUUCGGCAACCCGUCGGUGACCGUCGAGAAGGGCAAGUACAGCUACGACGUCGAGACCCUAAUCAACAAGCUCAGCAGCUUGCCUCCCCGCGGCAGCAUCGCGCGCUGCCUCGACGUGUUCAAGAACAAGCUGUCGCUGAACGACUUCGCACUGGUGUUCAAGGAGUUCGCGCAGCGAGGGGAUUGGCAGCGCUCGCUCCGUCUGUUCAAGUACAUGCAGCGGCAAAUCUGGUGCAAGCCGAACGAGCACAUAUAUACGAUUAUGGUCAGCCUGUUGGGACGCGAGGGCUUGCUGGAUAAGUGCAGAGAGAUAUUCGAUGAAAUGCCCAGCAACGGCGUCCCUCGAAGCGUGUUCUCGUACACGGCUCUGAUCAAUGCGUAUGGGAGAAAUGGUCAGUACGAGGUUUCACUCGAGUUCCUUGAUCAAAUGAAGAAAGAGAGGGUGUCUCCUAGUAUUUUGACUUACAAUACUGUGAUUAAUGCUUGUGCUAGGGGUGGUUUGGAUUGGGAGGGCUUGUUGGGUUUGUUUGCGGAGAUGAGGCACGAGGGAAUACAACCUGAUCUGGUUACUUACAAUACAUUGCUGAGUGCUUGUUCCAACAGGGGUUUAGGCGACGAGGCAGAGAUGGUUUUUAGGACUAUGAAUGAAGGAGGGGUAAUUCCCGAUAUAACGACUUACAGCUACCUUGUUGAGACUUUCGGGAAAUUGGGUACGCUAGAGAAGGUUUCGGAACUCCUCAAGGAAAUGGAGUCCGAAGGGAAUCUGCCAGAUAUCACAUCGUAUAAUGUUUUGUUAGAGGCGCAUGCGCAAUCUGGGUCUAUCAAAGAGUCUAUGGAUGUGUUUAGGCAGAUGCAGGCAGCCGGGUGCGCCCCUAAUGCAUCUACUUAUAGUAAACUGUUGAAUCUAUACGGGAAGCAUGGGAGAUACGACGAUGUUCGUGAGCUCUUUCUCGAGAUGAAAGUGAGCAAUACUGAGCCUGAUGCCGCUACCUAUAAUAUACUGAUCCAAGUAUUUGGUGAGGGUGGGUACUUUAAAGAGGUGGUAACUUUGUUCAAUGAUAUGGUAGAGGAGAGUGUUGAGCCGAACAUGGAAACAUAUGAAGGCUUAAUUUUUGCAUGUGGGAGGGGAGGGCUGUAUGAGGAUUCUCAGAAGAUAUUACUUCACAUGAAUGAGAGAGGGAUAUUACCGAGUUCCAAGGUCUAUACAGGGGUCAUCGAAGCAUAUGGGCAAGCUUCAUUAUAUGAGGAAGCUCUUGUUGCAUUUAACACGAUGAAUGAGGAGGGUAGCAAGCCAACUGUUGAAACCUACAACUCUCUUAUUCAUACAUUUGCAAGGGGCGGUCUAUAUAAAGAGGCUGAGGUAAUAUUGACAAGGAUGGGAGACUUAGAAGUUGCAAGGAACAGGGCCUCCUUCAAUGGCAUGAUUGAGGCUUUUAGGCAAGGAGGCCAAUUUGAAGAAGCAAUCAAAACUUACAUUGAUAUGGAAAAGGUCCGAUGUAAUCCCGACGAGAGGACUCUUGAAGCUGUUUUGAGUGUUUACUGCUUUGCAGGGCUAGUUGAUGAGAGUGAAGAGCAGUUCAAGGAAAUCAAAUCCUCUGGAAUAUUGCCUAGCGUUAUGUGUUACUGUAUGAUGGUGGCUGUCUAUGCAAAGUGUGAUCGGUGGGAUGAUGCCUAUGGUUUGCUGGAUGAGAUGUGCAUAAAUAGUGGAUCAAAUAUUCAUCAAGUGAUUGGCCAAAUGAUCAAAGGGCACUAUGAUCACGAUGCAAAUUGGCAGAUUGUGGAGUAUGUUCUUGACAAACUUAACUCUGAAGGAUGUGGUUUGGGAAAGAGAUUUUACAAUGCGCUAUUAGAGGCGCUUUGGUGGCUAGGCCAGAAAGAACGUGCUGCCAGAGUGCUCAGUGAAGCCACGAAAAGGGGUCUGUUUCCUGAACUUUUUAGGAAAAACAAACUAGUAUGGUCCAUUGAUGUACACAGAAUGUGGGAAGGUGGUGCAUAUACUGCCAUAUCAGUUUGGCUAAAUAGUAUGAAGGAAGCGUUCUUGAAUGGAGAGGAUCUUCCUCAAAUCGCGAGCAUUGUUGUUGUUCGAGGACGGAUGGAAAAAAGCUCAACCAGUCAAGAAUUUCCUAUUGCAAAGGCUGCCUCGUCAUUCCUUCAAGAAACUCUGUCAUCAUCCUUUGGUUUCCCAGGCUGGAACAGGGGUAGAAUUGUCUGCCAGAGGACACAGCUAAAGAAAGUUCUUUCUGGGAUUGAAUCCUCUUCAGAAGGAUCCAAGAAUGAUAGAUUAGUAAUUUUAAGCAACUCCCCCUUUUCUCCACGAGGAACGAGAAUCUCUCAAAGGAACGAUAAUCCCCAUACCGAAGCAAAAGAGAGGAAAAAGAGAGAGCUUGUUACUAGCAAAGCUUGAAGGGGUACAUGAAAUCUAUCCUCAGUUCUAUGAAAACAUGACAUGUUUCUUCCCAACUCAGUCACAGAGUUAAGAUUUCAAGAAUCAGCUCCAGCUACGCAAUUUGGCUGAAGAAUCUCCUCUUCAAAAGCGGUUAAGGUCUUGCCAAGCUCAGGGAGACUCGGCCCCAGGAAGACUAGCCAGUAAUGGAGACUUGGUCCUUCAACUCCAUACUGUGAUACAAGCAGAAUGAAUGGAAGGAUUAUGAUUUUGCAGCUUUGGAGAUAUUUCUUUCCUUCAGCUUAAGAUGUACAUUAAAUUUUGCAUGUAGUAAAGGGUUGUCUUUUUGAACUUGCAA
This is a messenger RNA of Syzygium oleosum, 3202 nucleotides long. Its product is annotated as pentatricopeptide repeat-containing protein At1g74850, chloroplastic. Bases 280 to 2865 code for a protein of 861 amino acids. The transcript is spliced from 4 exons. NCBI's taxonomy places the organism in Eukaryota, Viridiplantae, Streptophyta, Magnoliopsida, Myrtales, Myrtaceae. The record is from RefSeq and is a predicted model, not a curated record. Gene Ontology annotation, molecular function: protein binding.